AUGCCAGACAGGGGAGGGACUCGAACCUGCGUGUCCGUAGGCUUUCGGCCCCACCCGGAGUCCGGCGGUCAUGUGGCGCGGUCACGUGGCCUGACCCGGAACCGCGGUAUUGGGCUCCCGGCAAGCUGCGAGGUAUUUGGGCACGAUCCGAGCCUCCAGCUUCAGUGGCCAAGAGGCAGAGCUGAAGCCCAAGGUCGAGGACUCCCUGCCCUGGAGGACAGGCUCAGCACCCUGCUUGCCCCAGUCAUCAUCUCCUCGAUGACAAUGCUGGAGAAGCUCUCAGACACGUAUACCUGCUUCUCAACAGCAAGUGACAACUACCUGUAUGUCCUUCACCUGUUUGAAGAAUGCCUGUUCAUUGCCAUCAAUGGAGAUCACACGGAGAAUGAGGGGGACCUGCGGCGGAAGCUACAUGUGCUCAAGUACCUGGUCGAGGUGCACUUUGGACUGGUUACCGUGGACAGCCAGCUCAUCCGAAAGGAGCUGCGGCCUCCAGACCUGGAGAGGCGCAACCAGGUGUGGGCGCACUUCCAGAGCCUGUUGUCGACCUACAGCCGCCUGCGGGAACAGGAGCAGUGCUUCGCCGUGGAGGCCGUGGAGCGGCUGACCCACCCCCAGCUCUGUGAGUUGUGCGUAGAGGCACUGGAGCGGCAUGUCGUCCAGGCUGUCAACUCCAGCCCCAGGCGGCCUGGUGAGGAGGCCCUGCACGCCUUCUUGCUUGUGCACUCCAAGCUGUUGGCCUUCUACUCCAGCCCGAGCGCAGGCUCCCUGCGCCCUGCAGACCUCCUGACCCUCAUCCUCCUGGUGCAGAACCUCUACCCCAGCAACAGUGUGGCACAGGCCGAUGAUGCACAGCCUCCCCCAGCGCGGCCCCGGAGCAGCCAGAACAUCCCGGUGCAGCAGCCCUGGAGCCCUGGCUCCACACACCAGGCCAGGAGGAGCUCUACAGAGACGGAGACAGACAGCUUCCCUGAAGAGUACUUCACACCAGCUCCUUCCCCUGGCGAGCAGAGCUCAGGUAGCACCAUCUGGCUGGAGGGGGGCACUCCACCCAGUGAUGCCGUCCAGAUCCAGGUGGGCGAAGACACUCUGCAGACGCUGCUUCCUCCCUCCCCGGCAGCAUCCAGGUCUCUAAGGAUCUUCCUGGAUACCACCAUAAAAGACAGCUACUGCCGCAUGGUGCCCCACACCCUGUAUUGCCUGCCCCUGUGGCCGGGCAUCAACAUGGUGCUCCUGACCAAGAGCACCAGCAACGGCCUGGCCCUGGCCCUGGCCCAGCUGCUGGAUGGGUUUACCCAGCUGGAGAAGAAGAUAAAGGAGGGUCAGGAGGCCAGGGGUACAGAGCUGCGCCAGAGGAUGGACAAGUUUGUCAAGAAUCUAGGGGGCCAGGAGAUUCAGAGCACCUGGCUGGAGUUUAAGACCAAGGCCUUCUCCAGAAGUGAGCCAGGAUCGUGCAGGGAGCUGCUCCAGGCUUACAGGAAGUUGAAGCAGCAGCUCUGUGCCAUCUACCGCUUCAGCUUCCUGAGCACAGUGCCGGGCCAGGGCGGUCCCCAUCUGCCCCAGCCCCUGCAGGACCAAGCCCAGAAGCUCAUGCAAGAAAAGCUAGCCGACUGGAAGGACUUUCUGUUGGUGAAGAGCCAGCGGAACAUCACCAUGGUGUCCUACCUAGAAGACUUCCCAGGCUUGGUGCAUUUCAUUUACGUGGAUCGCACAACUGGGCACAUGGUGGCUCCUUCCCUCAGCAUCAGUGAGAAGACUUCUUCGGAGCUGGGCAAGGGACCACUGGCUGCUUUCAUCAAAACCAAGGUCUGGUCUCUGAUCCGGCUGGCACGCAGAUACCUCCAGAAGGGCUACACCACGCUGCUGUUCCGGGAGGGGGACUUCUGCUGCUCCUACUUCCUGUGGUUCGAGAAUGAGAUGGGCUACAAACUGCAGAUCAUCGAGGUGCCUGUACUUUCCGAUAACUCGGUUCCUAUCAGCGUGUUGGGUGAAGACUAUUACAGGAAACUCCUGUGCUAUUACAGCAAGAGCCACCCAGCCGAGACUGUGAGGUGCUACGAGCUGCUGGCCCUCCAUCUGUCCGUCAUUCCCACAGACGUGGUGGUGCAGCAGGCCGGGGAGCUGGCCCGGCGUCUGUGGGAGUCCUCCCGCAUCCCUCUACUCUAG
Molecule: messenger RNA, 2166 nt
Organism: Orycteropus afer afer
Lineage: Eukaryota; Metazoa; Chordata; Mammalia; Tubulidentata; Orycteropodidae
Gene: HPS1
Product: HPS1 biogenesis of lysosomal organelles complex 3 subunit 1
Exons: 19
Coding region: 1-2166 (721 amino acids)
Biological process (GO): vesicle-mediated transport; melanosome assembly
Cellular component (GO): BLOC-3 complex
Molecular function (GO): guanyl-nucleotide exchange factor activity
Source: RefSeq, a predicted model, not a curated record